AAAUAAAACCCUAAACCUCAACGCCUCCGCCGCCUCGUCAUCGGUACCCUCGGGAGAACGGCAACAGAGCUCACCUUCCUCUUCCACACUACCUGGGGAUCAAUUGAUCUAGGGUUUCUUUGCAUUAUAUCAGUGGGAAAAUGCGCCCCCCGAGCUCUGGCCGUGGAGGCUUUCGAGGGGGUUUCCGUGGCGGGAGGGGCGGAGGCGAUCGCGGUGGACGAGGUCGCGGUGGCUUUGGUUUUCGAGACGAAGGGCCGCCGUCGGAGGUUGUGGAGGUUUCAUCGUUUCUACAUGCCUGUGAGGGUGAUGCUGUUACUAAACUCACUAAUGAGAAGAUACCUUAUUUUAAUGCCCCGAUAUAUCUUCAAAACAAGACGCAGAUCGGAAAGGUCGACGAGAUCUUUGGGCCUAUUAACGAGUCGUACUUCUCAAUUAAGAUGAUGGAAGGGAUUAUAGCGACUUCAUAUUCAGCUGGAGAGAAGUUUUACAUUGACCCUGCUAAGCUGUUGCCCCUUGCUCGUUUUCUUCCACAGCCAAAGGGAGCAAAGCCUUCUGCUGGAAGAGGCGGCGGACGCGGUGGAGCAAGGGGUGGUGGGCGCUUCGGUGGUGGUCGCUUUGGUGGUGGGCGUGGGAGGGGUGGUCCUCGUGGCGGAGGUCGAGGAGGCCCUCCGAGGGGAGGCCGCGGCGGCGGGUUUAGAGGCCGUGGAAGAUCGUAG
Dendrobium catenatum is the source of this 716-nucleotide messenger RNA. RefSeq names its product putative H/ACA ribonucleoprotein complex subunit 1-like protein 1. Gene Ontology annotation, molecular function: box H/ACA snoRNA binding. Gene Ontology annotation, cellular component: box H/ACA snoRNP complex. The transcript is spliced from 4 exons. The record is from RefSeq and is a predicted model, not a curated record. Gene Ontology annotation, biological process: ribosome biogenesis; snoRNA guided rRNA pseudouridine synthesis. The coding region runs from base 141 to 716 and encodes 191 amino acids. NCBI's taxonomy places the organism in Eukaryota, Viridiplantae, Streptophyta, Magnoliopsida, Asparagales, Orchidaceae.